Molecule: messenger RNA, 3799 nt
Organism: Aspergillus welwitschiae
Lineage: Eukaryota; Fungi; Ascomycota; Eurotiomycetes; Eurotiales; Aspergillaceae
Product: glycerophosphocholine phosphodiesterase
Exons: 4
Coding region: 135-3728 (1197 amino acids)
Biological process (GO): glycerophospholipid catabolic process
Molecular function (GO): protein binding; glycerophosphocholine phosphodiesterase activity
Source: RefSeq, a predicted model, not a curated record
CCUGAAUCUCACUAAACCAAAGGAAGCCGUGGUGUCUUAGAUCUCAGAUUUAUAUACCUCCCCCUCAGAGUCCUUUCUCAUUGGUUUCUCUCUCACCAACCACUUGAAACAACUUGCAUACACAUUCAUCCAAGAUGAAGUUCGGACGCCAAUUACCCCGCAACGUGGUCCCCGAGUGGGGCUCUGAAUACAUCAAAUACAAGGCCUUGAAGAAGCUCAUCAAGGCUGCGGCGGACAAUGUGAAGGCUGGCAAGGAGGCGGACCUUGCUGGUUUCUUCUACUCCCUCGAUCGAAAUCUCGAGGAUGUCGAUCACUUUUACAACAAAAAGUACGCCGAUUUUUCCCGCCGUCUGAAGUUGCUGGAGGACAGAUACGGGCAGUCUUUGGAUGGUGGUCAGCGAUUGGAUUCCGAGGAUGUCGAAGACCUGCUGGCUGCUUUGCUUGAACUGCGUAGCCAGAUGCGUAAACUGCAGUGGUACGGCGAGCUCAACCGUCAAGGAUUCAUCAAAAUCACCAAGAAGCUCGACAAGAAGGUUGGCGCUCAGGCGCAGCAGAAGUAUCUGCAGACCAAGGUCGACCCAGCGCCGUUCGCUUCGAACACCCGGGUCACUGACGCGCUGAGGAAGAUCAAUGACCGCUUGUCCGUCCUGGGCGAGCAGAAGAUCGACGAUGAUGCGAGCUCCAUACGCUCCUCCUUGUCAUUGAAGAAGGGUCCUGCGCGCCCCAACUUAAACUUGCCUGCGAGUAUGCUUCAGACCGUCGAUGAGGCGCUGCGCAAGGAUGAUACUCAUGUGCUGCUGGAGUUACUUGAAACUCUGAAAGCGGCGGCAGAUGAGUCGGGAGAAGAUGUAUACCCUAAGGUCCUUAACAGCCUCCUUCAGCGGUCCAUCAACUAUCGUUCCACGAGCUGCAUCUCGGUCCUUCUGGGUCGCAUGGACUCGCUGGACGAAGAAGAUGAUAUAAAUAGGCGCAAUUGUAUCCAUCGCUUGGUGAUAUCGAUCGGCCGGGCGCAGUCUACCACAGACUCAGAGCAGUCUGCGUCCAUGGUCCUGGACUUCCCUCUGGAAACGUCCAAUUAUAUCACCCCGGCUGCGCUGCCGACCCUCCAGCCCCCUCGCCCAGUCGUGAUGGAGGCGGACCACCCUAGUCAUUUGGAUCGGUCCGAUCCCUCUGUGUCGCUUCUGCAGUAUCUCUUGGAUCAGCUCCAGCCCAAUCAACGAGAUGCCCUCGUCGCCAAGGACAUUGCGGGACGCACGCCGCUACACUACGCGGCGCAGUAUGGAUUCAAGGUUGUCUGCGAAGUCAUCAUCGAGCAUUUGCAGGCGUGGGACCUGUUUGAUGUGACCGAGGGCAUUGAUGGUCCGCGCUGGCAAGACAACGAUGGUUGGGCUCCGUUGCACUUGAGUGUUGUUGGGGGCCAUCCGUUGACGACCCGUGCCCUUCUCGAGGCAGAGAAUUGGCAUGGUGCCAACAAGGACAAGGCGAAGAUCCGCAAGCAAGUCUCACGGUCUAGCGCAGUACUUGCUUUGGCCACCAAAGCCAACUUUGUGGACAUUGUCAAGUUAUUGGUUGAGGCCGGCGUGGAUAUUAACUACCAGGACGAACAAGGCGAAACUGCGCUGCAUGUUGCAGCCCGGUUCGGCCAUGAUAAAUGCGCCAAGAUCCUGCUGGAUGGCAACAGUGAACAGAAGGCUGACACAGAGCUUGCGGAAAACACAUACUCCUGGACUCCUUUGUUUAUCGCUUGUGUUGAUGGCGCGCUGAGAGUAGUGGAGCUGCUCAUCGAGGCCGGUGCCAAUCUGGAGCGAUGCGACUCCUCUGGCUGGACCGCGAAGGAGCAUGCCUCUCUGAGAGGUCAUCUUGACAUCGCUCGGUGUCUUGCCAAGGUCACUCCCGCGCCGGAUAUUAGUGAGUCGGAGCCUGUGAUCCCUGUGCCCCCCGUGGCCUCUGAUCCGCCCUCACCUCCCCUGUCGUCGCUUGCCGAGAGAAGAUCGAACGGUACUCCUGCCGCGAGCUCUCUACGGAACGCAGAGCCUAUCAAGACCUUUGGACACCGGUAUCUCACCGAUGAAUCCAUGGUUUUGGUUAGCCUGGGAACCAUGGACAUGCGGACGCAUACGGCAGCAGUCAACCUGGACCGUAUCCCGAUGGAGAAUGCGCAUUCCACGCAACUUGACACUGCUUUGUCUCUGGUGGUCUCUGCUAGCGGAGCUCGUGGAGAGCCGGAGGUGAUCGAUCUCCCUGUCCAGGAGAAUAUCUCUACCGAACCCAUUGUCUUUCAUGCCGCCGACGCUACGAAGGUCAGACUCCUUUUUGAUCUGAUUCCCACGUACGCAGGCUCCAAAGACAAGGUGGUCGGGCGUGGUGUUGCCCUACUUUCCAGUAUCAAACAAUCGGUGGGAUCGAACCGUAUCAAUCUCAAGGGCGACUCCACAGUUCCUAUUGUGGCUGCCAACACCCUCGAGGUCAUUGGUUCGGUGACUUUCAACUUCCUCAUCAUCACACCUUUCAAGCAUCCCAACAUGACGGUUACCGGAGAACAGACCUACUGGAGGAGUAUGAGCUCAACGAUGGUGAUCGGACAUCGUGGUCUAGGCAAGAACAUGGCCAGUCGAAAUUCGCUGCAGCUGGGCGAGAAUACCGUCCAAUCAUUCAUCGCUGCCGCGAACUUGGGCGCUUCCUAUGUGGAGUUUGAUGUGCAGCUCACAAAGGAUCAUGUUCCUGUCAUCUACCAUGAUUUCCUCGUCAGCGAGACGGGUAUCGACGCGCCGGUCCACACCCUUACCCUAGAGCAGUUCCUCCAGUUGGGCGACAAGGGUCCAUCUCGCAGGCCGGGAUCCCCGGUACCGGGUACGGACGGCAUUGGAGAGGGGAUGGCCGCUGCUUUCCGUCAGCGGUCGAUGUCUGUAGGCGGUUCCGAGUAUGACCCUACCGAACUCAACGAAAAGAUCAAGCAUACCCGCGAUUUCAAGAAAAAGGGCUUCAAGGGAAACAGCCGCGGCAACCACAUUCAGGCCCCAUUUGCCACAUUGGCAGAGUUGUUUCAGAAGCUGCCCAAAUCGGUGGGCUUCAAUAUCGAACUCAAGUAUCCUAUGCUCCACGAGAGCGAGGAAGAAGAGAUGGACACGUAUGCGGUGGAGCUGAACUCCUUCGUGGACACGGUUCUCACCAAGGUGUAUGACAUGGGUCAGGGCCGGAACAUGAUAUUCUCCAGCUUUAACCCGGACAUUUGCCUGCUGCUUUCUUUCAAGCAGCCGUCCAUUCCGGUCCUCUUUUUGACGGACUCUGGUGCGUCGCCUGUUGGUGAUAUCCGGGCCAGCAGCUUGCAGGAAGCGAUUCGUUUCGCGUCCCGCUGGAACCUGCUGGGCGUUGUCUCGCAGGCCGAAGCGCUAGUGCUUUGCCCGCGUUUGGUCCGGGUCGUGAAGGAGUCAGGUCUGGUCUGCGUGUCGUAUGGCGCCAUCAACAAUGACCCAGAGAGUGUCAAGCUCCAAGUGGCCGAGGGAAUCGACGCUGUCAUCGUGGACUCGGUUCUCGCCAUCCGUAAGGGUCUCACAGAACACCAGGGCAAAGGCGAUACGCCGGGCGUCUCGCCGCAGCCUAGUCCUCUGGCCAGAGCGACAUCUGGCUCUCUCAAGGAGUCGCUCAACAUUCCUGUGUUGAACCAAACGGAGCAGAAAGAUGACCAUCUACAUGUGAAGCCGGAGGCCAUUACAUCUAACCCCCGAUAAAUAGCGCGUUAUUUGACCAUCAGUUAGAAUUGGGAAGACAUAGUUGAAUGCAUUCUAUUAUUGGUCUGUUA